AUGAGUUACCUUCUGGACGACAAGAAAAUUCUACUGAAGGAACUGUUUAUUCGGAAUGAGGAUAUAAAGAGAGAAAAUGAAAACAUCGAGUUGGAGAACAGAGCUUUUUUAAAAUUGAUUGAGAGUUACGAAGAGCAGACGAAACUGCUGAAGGUGCUCCCAUACCUUCAUCACGUGUGUACCAGUCUGUACGGCGUGGAGAAUGAAAUAAACUUCAACCUACCAAAAGAUGAGUUUGGACCCCAUCUGAAUGAACUCUUGGAUAAGGCGAUAGAAAAUUACAAAAAUGUUUUAAAAAAUAUAUUAGCAAAGUCGGGAGUAGAUGGGAGGUCUCCUAACACUGGAUUGUCUGAACACGAGGUUACCAAGGAUGAACUCACAAACAGGGUGUACAGCAUUGACAUCGAUGACAUGGUUUGUGUUUCUCGGGGAUCCAAUUCAAACGAACCGUUAGUUCGUGAACAAUCGGAGGGGAAAGACACACCAGGGGCGGCGACGGCAGAGGAGGAGCCUAACGAAAGAGAAGUACCCCGAGCGGAAGAGCACGACGCAUCUCCCUGUCAGACGAACGAGAAAAACAUUUGUCUGCACUGGGAGCGGGAGGAGUCCACGGGGGAGUUUUACUCCAUUCAGUCGUGCGAGGCGCAUGAAGAUAUCCAAAGGAGUCGCCUGAACCUGGCCGAGAAGGAACAACUGACGGUGAACGAGAUAGAAAAGCUUAAAGGGAAGAUAAAAAAAAGCACCGUUUAUUAUGACAACGCAAAAACGAUGAUCCUCUCCAUGAUCACUCAGUGUAAAAUUCUCCUUUUUGAAUUGGACGAGGAUAUAAAAAGUUACAACGCAUGGAGAGAGAAAAUGAAAAAAGACAACUACAUAAUGAAACGGAAGGAUUGUUUAAAUGCAUUUUUCAGUGAUAUCGUUAAGAAGCAUCGAGACAAAGUCGGAGAGGCCAGAAAGACAAAUCACACUUUGCUAAACUUAUAUAGGAAAAAGUAUUCUAACAUGAACUAUAUAAUUACGAUUAAUGAAAAUAUCAACAAUGUUGACUUUAGGUACCUGCACGUGCUCAUCCACAAUCAGAAGCUGAACUAUGAUCGCCUAAUGCGAGAACACGAGGAUAGCUACUCCUGCUUAAGGAAACUGCUGAACGAAAUAAGAGAGACGCACAAUAAAAUUGAAGAACGGGAGGGGAGGAGAAAAGAAAUGCAGACCAUCAUCGAAAAAAACAACUGCACUCUGAACGAAAUGAACAAGAUGAUAAUCGACCUCACCAACAAGAUUGACACGACCAAUAACAUCUCCAAUAAAAUGAACCAGUACGAAGAUGUCGGAGCCAUGGGAAAAAACUCGGUCCUGCAGUGCAUACAACUGAACAAAGACAUCAACAAUGUGGAGAAAAAAAUAAAGUCUUAUGAACGAAAAAUUGACAUUACCAAGAAUGUAAAGGUUAAGACGGAGGGGAAGCGGGAUGGGACAAAAGGUUAA
This is a messenger RNA of Plasmodium knowlesi strain H, 1485 nucleotides long. RefSeq names its product conserved Plasmodium protein, unknown function. The record is from RefSeq and is a predicted model, not a curated record. Lineage: Eukaryota; Apicomplexa; Aconoidasida; Haemosporida; Plasmodiidae. The transcript is spliced from 7 exons. The coding region runs from base 1 to 1485 and encodes 494 amino acids.